Candidula unifasciata is the source of this 902-nucleotide messenger RNA. NCBI's taxonomy places the organism in Eukaryota, Metazoa, Mollusca, Gastropoda, Stylommatophora, Geomitridae. The record is from the annotation of a GenBank genome assembly.
ACACACCAUUACUGUUCACAAUAGAUACACCCUUACUGUUCACAAUAGAUACACCAUUACUGUUUACAAUAGAUACACCAUUACUGUUCACAAUAGACACACCAUUACUGUUCACAAUAGACACACCAUUACUGUUUACAAUAGACACACCAUUACUGUUUACAAUAGACACACCAUUACUGUUUACAAUAGACACACCAUUACUGUUUACAAUAGACACACCAUUACUGUUCACAAUAGACACACCAUUACUGUUUACAAUAGAUACACCAUUACUGUUUACAAUAGACACACCAUUACUGUUUACAAUAGAUACACCAAUACUGUUUACAAUAGAUACACCAUUACUGUUUACAAUAGAUACACCAUUACUGUUUAAAAUAGAUACACCAUUACUGUUUACAAUAGAUACACUAUUACUGUUCACAAUAGAUACACCAUUACUGUUCACAAUAGACACACCAUUACUGUUCACAAUAGACACACCAUUACUGUACACAAUAGACACACCAUUACUGUUUACAAUAGAUACACCAUUACUGUUCACAAUAGACACACCAUUACUGUUCACAAUAGAUACACCAUUACUGUUUACAAUAGAUACACCAUUACUGUUUACAAUAGAUACACCAUUACUGUUUACAAUAGACACACCAUUACUGUUUACAAUAGAUACACCAUUACUGUUUACAAUAGAUACACCGUUACUGUUCACAAUAGAUAAACCAUUACUGUUCACAAUAGAUACACCGUUACUGUUCACAAUAGAUACACCGUUACUGUUUACAAUAGAUACACCCUUACUGUUUACAAUAGACACAACGUUAUUGCAAAGAAAGAAAAGCAGUAUAGAUAAACAAUGGCAAAUGCUGAAAGAGUCAUUACAACAGACAUCAAAAUAA